AAUAACUGAUAUCUUGUUGAUUCAUUCGUCCACGAUUCCCCUCCCUUGAAACUGAUUGUGAAAUCAUGACCAACAAAUCCCCCAUUUUUCCCAUUCACGAGCCUCACCACUUCAGUGACUACGGUUUCGACCCUCAAAUCCACUACUUUCAGGUUUUAGAAGAAGCCAGGAACCACAAACGUGAAUCUUCUUCAUCAUGGUCAUCCAGAUCCGCCAUUGACAACCUACAUUUCAAGCUUCAAAAACCCAAUUCCAAAGACGACACCAGCAAGAAGAUAAAGAAGACCCGUAAACGUUGGUGGUGGAAAAACGCCCUUCUCUUCUUUAAGCGGAAACGCACGCCCUCCGACGACGACGAUUACCCUCCGUCCUACAACUGCGUCUACGGCGGCGCCGGAGUCCGUGCGUUGUCUGGACCGGUGUACUUGGCCGAAAGCAGAAGCGGCUCUUCCACUCCUUAUCACCGUACCUCCACCAGCCGACCCUCGUCCGGACCACUAGCCGGAACAUUCAAUAUCCCUUACAUUAGCCUCACCGAACUCAACAUGGACCCGACCCGAAAGAUCUCUGCAUCACCCAUGCCCAUUUACUUGGUUACUUGACUUGAAUUCAAGCAUUUACUACUUAUUAAUGUAUGAAAAGAAAUGAUUCAAGUAGAGAUUGGUCGAAAAAUCUGU
Messenger RNA from Cynara cardunculus var. scolymus (artichoke), 677 nucleotides. RefSeq lists its product as uncharacterized. The coding region runs from base 66 to 602 and encodes 178 amino acids. Lineage: Eukaryota; Viridiplantae; Streptophyta; Magnoliopsida; Asterales; Asteraceae. The record is from RefSeq and is a predicted model, not a curated record. The transcript is spliced from 2 exons.